AUGGCGCCUCGCCUCGAUCUCACUCAUUCCACCCACCACAAGGUCAUGGUCGCGCCGCCCAGGAUCAAUCUCCGCCGGGCGGCGUCGUACAACAACAGCCAGGAACGCGGCUCCGCGCCCCUGUCCGCCACUACUUCGCGGUUCAACUUCAACCACCUUCUCUUCUCUCCUCCGCCGUCGCCGAGCCUCCCAGCGCUGGUCCCUCGCCCGAAGCGGUCGCCGUCACAGAUCUUCAAGACACGGCCGCGGCGCGCCCUGCGCAACUUGCUUUACUUCAUCACCAUCGUUAGCGCGCUUUAUGUCUUUGUCUUCGCCUGCCGGCACCGAGAUGCCAUCCCGGCCGUGCUGCCGCACUUUAGAGGGGAGGAGUUCGAGAUGGUGGGGCAGGACGUCCUGCCCGACUUUCCCACACCGAUAGUCGUCACCGACAACAAGAAGCGGUCGAAGUGGACCGUCGCCAUACCUCACAGCUACGAGUUCCCGCUGUCGAUCAGGGAGUAUUCUGGGAUGAGCGGCCGGUGCCGCGAGGUGUCAUCCCACGCGAGGGAGCUGUCCCACAAGUCGCCCCUGACCGACGACAUGUUUCUGGCAUACGACAAACCCGACGACUAUUUCGUCGACGUCGAGGAGGCGGAGAAGAACGGCCUUCUCCCCAGUGCGUCCAAGGGGUCGCCGCCGAAACGCUCCGGGCACUUUGUCGGGCUGGACUGGGAGGCCAUGGCGGGCAAGCCCGUGUGCGAGAAAUCGCUGACGUAUGUCAUGGAGAGCCCAGACGCCGGGCUGGGCAGGUCGAUGAUGGCGCUAUGGACGCUCUAUGCGUUGGCAAAGGAGCAGGGUCGGGCGUUCUUCGUCGACGACUCCCGGUGGGCCUACGGAGCGUAUACGGACCUCUUCCAGGCUCCGCCGCUUCCCGACUGUCGACCGCCCCCCAGGCAUCACAUGCUGCCUUGCCCCGUUCAAGCUCGACACCUGGUCGUGUCUAGCGUCACGUCCAAGGACGUAUACCCGGCCUUGAUGGCCAAGCACCGGCGCAACACCGGUGCGCACAGCACCCAGCAUGACCUGCUGGAGCUGGCUCGGACUGGCUACAAAGCCUUGUUCGUACUCAACAAGGGGGACCAGGAGUACGUCGACAAGAGGAUCAAGGAGCUCGAGGCCAAGGCCAAGUCGGGCGACACAUCCUCUCAAGACGCCCCCAUCAUCGGGCUCCACAUUCGGCGAGGGGAUACGCAUCCCCUCGAGUACCAGUAUCGGGACACGUACAUACCCGCAGAAGUAUUUAUCGGUCACGCCCAUCGGCUGGCUGAGUCACAUUACAACGGCAGCAAGGCCGAAGGCGCUCAGCACAGGUCGGUUACCGUAAUUGCCUCGGACGACCCCAUGGUCAGCAAGGAGGCCGACUUCUCCGACGCCUUCCUCGCCCAGAAGCGCAUCCGGCUAGCCACCAAGGAAGAGGCCAAGGGCCAGGAGGACACCAACCCGCACGUGCUGCACCGGUUCAAGGAGGAGGCGCAGGGCUGGGAGGGCGGCUUCUUCGCGCCCAUGUUCUGGAACCUCGGCGCCGAGCGCAAGAACAACGCCGCCGCCACGGCCGCGCCCGGCGAGGACGGCGACGGCUCCAGGCAGGCGGAGCCCCCCUCGGAGCAGACGCUCAAGCUGCGCAGCUUCAUCGGCCGCGCCUACGUCAUGGACCUGGCGGUGCUGGCGGGCGCGAGCGACAAGGUUGUGUGCGCCGUCAGCGCCACGGGGUGCAAGCUGCUGGGCGUCAUGCUGGGGUGGGAGCGCGGCAUGGAGAGGGGCGCGUGGAUGAAGCCCAUGUACCUCCUCUCCCUCCUCCUCACAUGCAUCCACGCAACAUCCGCCACCAUCACCACCACCACCAUCACCACCACCACCACACAACCCACCACCAACGCAACAACAGACCUCAUCAAGCGAGAAAACUACGAAAUCGUCUGCCACACCGGGACGCAAAUGUGCUGGGGCGCUGCCAUCCCGCAAAACGUCUUCGGCUGGGUCGAGGACCGCUACCGCAAGCUCGACAACAAGACCGUCUACAAGAGCGGCCAGCACAUCAUCUGCGUCAGGUGGCUCUUCGGCCCCGCGGGCUUCUGCCUCUUCUGGGAGCAGAUCGACAAGGACGCGUCGGGCGUCGAGCGCACGGGCGCCCUCGUCAAGAAGCUCCUCGUGCACCUGCUCGCGUGCGAGGACAAGCGCUGCGGGGUGGUCAGGGGCGGGGGGAACAGGCUCAAGAUUGACUACGUGGGGAACACGCGCGGCUGUCAUGGUAUAUGCUAA
Messenger RNA from Purpureocillium lilacinum, 2298 nucleotides. RefSeq lists its product as uncharacterized. Gene Ontology annotation, cellular component: extracellular region. Lineage: Eukaryota; Fungi; Ascomycota; Sordariomycetes; Hypocreales; Ophiocordycipitaceae. The record is from RefSeq and is a predicted model, not a curated record.